GGUAUUUUACAUACAAUCUGUAAUUGUUUUAUAACAAAGAAUAGUUGUCUUCAAAAUACUGCUGUCACAAGCAUGUUUUCGCCUCACAUCACCACUAGGCGGCGCUUAAUGUUUGUUUAACGCUUCUUGUGUCUAGUCGGAUUCCGAUUGGUUACUAGGUCAAAAAGGCGGCUCUGAUGCGUUUCACCAAUGACAAGAUCGAGCGUAGGUCUCCGUAUUUGUUGGAAAACGCUCAGCGCUCAAUGCUCAUUGGAUGUGCAGCAUCUUCCGUUCCUCUUGAUUGGACUUCGUGCUUGUCUCUCACCUUGCUGGGAUAAGCCAUUCAAACUGCAACAAUGAAGCAUUACGAGGUGGAGAUUCUGGACGCUAAGACGAAGGACAAGCUCUGCUUCCUGGACAAGGUUGAGCCCAAUGCCACUAUCGGGGAAAUCAAGUCCAUGUUCCACAAGAGUCACCCUCAGUGGUAUCCAGCCCGACAGUCCAUUCGUUUGGAUCCCAAGGGGAAGUCUUUGAAGGAUGAGGACGUGCUGCAGCACCUGCCUGUGGGAACCACUGCAACCUUCUACUUCAGAGACCUGGGAGCCCAGAUCAGCUGGGUCACGGUGUUUCUGACAGAGUACGCCGGCCCUCUGCUGAUAUAUCUGAUGUUUUACUUCCGAGUCCCGUUUAUUUAUGCACCUAAAUAUGACUUCACCACCAGCAAACACUGGGUCGUACAUUUGGCAUGUAUGUGUCAUUCCUUCCACUACGUUAAGAGACUUUUGGAAACAUUGUUCGUCCAUCGCUUCUCGCACGGGACUAUGCCGCUCCGCAACAUCUUCAAGAACUGCACAUACUAUUGGGGAUUUGCAGCUUGGAUGGCUUAUUACAUCAACCACCCUCUGUACACGCCACCCACCUAUGGAGAACAGCAGAUCAGACUGGCCCUCAUCGUGUUCCUGUUCUGUCAGAUCGGAAACUUCUCCAUCCAUAUUGCCCUGAGAAAUCUCAGACCACCAGGAUCUAAGACCAGGAAGAUCCCGUACCCAACUAAAAACCCCUUUACCUGGAUCUUCCUGCUGGUCUCUUGCCCCAACUACACUUAUGAGUUGGGAUCGUGGCUGGGGUUCACUCUGAUGACCCAGUGUCUGCCCGUGGCGUUCUUCACCCUGGUGGGCUUCAUUCAGAUGACCGUGUGGGCGAAAGGAAAACACCGCAGCUACCUGAAGGAGUUCCGCGACUAUCCCACGCUCCGCUCUCCCAUCCUUCCCUUCAUCCUGUAGGACAGUCACGCAGUAUUCCUCUCGUCUUUUUAACCUUUAUUCUCUCGUCCUCCCCAUCGUCUCUUUUAUACUAAACAUAGUCUGCCUCCAUUCGUUUUACAUCCGGCAUUUGUUCACUGCUCAUCUCUUAAAACGGACUGAUUCUGAAUAAUAAUAAAGUCUACUCAGAUCCAGAACCUCGAAAGCUUCAUUCUAAUGGCUCAAUAUCGCCCCCUGUGGGUUGGAUGAUAUCUUUAUCAUCAUCAAAACUGUCAAGAGCAUGUCCAGAUCAUAAUUCUAUGAAAAUCAAGAAGAAAGUAGUAACUAAUAGUUUGCACAAAGACAAUAGAGCACAUCUUAAGACCAUAAUUGACAUUAUUUUCAUAAAUACGCAUGCCAUGAAUUGCGAAAACAUUUUAGUACAAUUGUAAGUAUACAACACGGUAAUAAAAUCAUUGUGUCUGGUCAAUGCGAUUUAUUUUGUAUUGUAUUACUGAAUAUAUAUUGCAUUAUAUUUAUGAAAAUUUGGAGAGAAAAGAGCAUACUUGUCAUGAAAGCAAUGUCACAAUACAAAAUCUUUAAUGGGUCAUUUACUUUAUGCAAAAUAUUUUUUUUCCCCCCUAGACCUGGACGUUUCUUCAUUAGAUUCCCCUCAUCUAGUAUGUAACAUCUAUAGAAGCUUUGAGGGAAACUGGUCAAACAUGUAUUUACAGUUUUUCCCCCUUCUGUAUCUUGUUUGUGCUCCAUUACUGGGAUUCUGUAUUUUGAGUGCACUACAUGCUAAUGAUUUCUGAUAUGCACUGAAAAUGUGAUAGCUGUGACCUCAGUAAAGAUGUUUAGUUCUGCUUUAAUUCAUUAUGAUGAUCUCAAAACACUAACAGGAGGACCUGAAGUAUCUGGUCAAAGACCAUCGACUGUAUUCAUACCUGUAGAGACGAGUUUCCUUCAGACACGCCACACUGUAUGUGAUUAUUAGUACAUGUGAAGCUAAAGGUAACUUGGCGCGAACUGCAGAUGUUAGAUCUGUUUUGUUGACCUAACAAUUUAUAUAAAAGAAAAAAAAUAA
Messenger RNA from Ctenopharyngodon idella (grass carp), 2307 nucleotides. Its product is annotated as very-long-chain enoyl-CoA reductase-like. Gene Ontology annotation, molecular function: oxidoreductase activity, acting on the CH-CH group of donors. The record is from RefSeq and is a predicted model, not a curated record. Gene Ontology annotation, biological process: very long-chain fatty acid biosynthetic process. NCBI's taxonomy places the organism in Eukaryota, Metazoa, Chordata, Actinopteri, Cypriniformes, Xenocyprididae.